This is a messenger RNA of Striga asiatica, 1575 nucleotides long. The record is from the annotation of a GenBank genome assembly. NCBI's taxonomy places the organism in Eukaryota, Viridiplantae, Streptophyta, Magnoliopsida, Lamiales, Orobanchaceae.
AUGCAAACAGAUCCCAGCAAGAAGAAAGGAAAAAAAAGAUUUACCUAUGAUGCAAGGUGGCAAACCAAAGAGGGCUACAAAGAGGUUAUUGAUACAAUCUGGAAGGAUCAGGAGAGACCUAAAGAUUUACUCUUUUGGAAUGGAACUCAAAAAUGCAAAACAACUCAGCAAAGCAAAUUGAAAGAUUUAGUGGACAUUCAGAACGGUGACUUUUGUGGCGCGUGGCUUUCACGCGGCCGUUUACGAACCGUUGGAUCGUUUCGCUCCCAACCGUUGGAUCAUAUCACUGAUUUUGAAUUUCAAACGUUGCGCCACGUAAGCUUUUACGAGUUUUCCGAGAUUUCUGAGCAAUCGAACUUCCGAGCAACCAGGUUUUCCAGCAAGGGUUCCAAGGCUAAUUUCGAGAUUUUUUCGAGUCUUUUCGGCGCUUCUCGUACCGGUAAUUUCGUUUUUUCCAAAAAUCCUCCUUUCCUUUCUGUUUUCCUUUCGAUUAUGUCGAGUUCCUCCGAUUAUGCGGCGAACCUCCCUGCCGGAGAUGGCUGCUUCACGGCGGAAGAAACUGGGGAGUUGGUCGUUUACUCCCCGCCGACGGUCGGGGCGAUGCAACCGCUCAGAGUAACCCCGAUCUCUGCCGUCCGCGUGACGCCGGCAGCGGCGGCUACAGACGCGCGCCGUGGGGAGCCCUCGGACUUUCCCACAAUCGAGAUAAUUGACCUCGGGUCGGGUCAGUCCGACUCCGAGGAAGCAGAGAAGGAGGCCGGCGCCCCUUCUCCUGUCGAAUCUGAUGUGGACGCCGAACUGGUCGAAGAGACGCUUCGAGGAGAUACCUAUUGGCGAGAGCGUGUCCCCAUGGCGCGCGAGGAUGCCGAAACUGACGCCGCAGUCGAAGCCGCCACCACGGCUCCUCUGGGAUGUUGGUGCCGCCCUCCGCGGGUGUGGCCUUCUACCGCCACGGCUACUGCGUGGACGACCCCCUCGGUGCUGACGGAUCUCGAUCUGGCCAAGCUGAGGGGCAAGGCCAGCUUUGGCGCCGGGGUGAGAAUUUUCGCCCCUUAUGCGGGCGAGCGUAUACACUGUCCGCCGCCGGGUUGCAUCGGCGUUUAUCGGUCGAGUAUCUUGCUCGGCCUCCGAUUUCCGCUACCUGGAGCUUUGAAUGACAUCCUUAGUCACCUCGGCAUCGGCAUUAGCCAGCUCGUUCCGACGGUCUUUGCUCGGCUCGUCGGCCUUCUCGUCCUGUUUCGCCAGCAGGGCUGGCCGGAUCCCACAAGUGCCGACGUGAGAUCUCUGUUUGUCUUCAAGAAGUCCGGGGAGACCGGCAAUUACUACAACUCCGUCGCCCCGGGCGUGGACAAAUCGUUGAUCCACAAGGUCCCGGAAUCGUUGCACGGCUAUAUGCCGGAGUGGUUCUGGGUUGGUGGUGAAUGGAGGACGCCCAACGCGACUCGGCACCCUUCCACCGAAUUUAUUUUCGGCCCUUGUAAGUGUUUUAUUUAUCCUGCUUUCACCCUUCUGAUUUACGGUUUUUCUAUGCUAACAGGUCGGUGUUUGCCUUUCAGUCCACAAUCCUCGCGUUGA